AUGACGAUUGUGAAUCUAGGUAAAGACUCUGCGAAAGUGGGCAUGCGUGUGCAAAACAUUGCUGGUCUCACUGGUACCAUAAGGUGGGUUGGAACGAUGGAGAAGAAGGAAAAUCCUCCUGAUGGGAGCGGAUUUUACGCUGGUGUUGAGUAUGAUGAGGGAACAACAACAAAAAAUCGCAUUGAUGGAAGCUGGGAAGGAAAAAGGUAUUUCACAUGUGAUCCAGACAAGGGUGAAUUAAUUAAAGCAAAGACACUUUUCCCAGAGAUGAAUACUGCCUGUAUUGCUGCUAUUAGAGGACGUUUUGGAGAACAGGUAGCUAAUUGGGAAGAUUUUCAAUUGGUAAAAUUUUGUAUUGCCCGUCAAUUUCAUAUGCCUGAUGUCUUUACUAUGAUUCAAAAUCAUCUUGAGUGGUUACAGGAGUUUAAACCCUCAUGUGAUGAAUAUUUCCCUGAUUCCAUAAUUGAGGAUUAUCCAUGCGGGUUCAGUGGGGCGUAUGAUUACGACAACAACAUUAUUUAUUGUGAACGUCCAGGUAAUGGAGGGAAGUGUACACCCACUGAAUUUAUGCGUCGUUAUGGUCCUGAACUUGUUACACGUUGGCAUGCAUGUGCGAUGGAAACGGGAAAGAAAAUUAUGACUGAAAGCCAUUUUAAACACAAACGUCUAUGCUAUAUUGUUGAUCUUACUUCUGUCAGUGUUUCUAUGAGUCGUUCACUUAUUAAGUUUGGUCGAACUGUAGCCACUAUUGAUCAGGCUAAUUACCCUGAACAGCUGGCACGACUAAUUAUUUUAAGGGCCCCAACGUUAUUUCGUGCAAUAUGGAAAAUGAUGCGUGUUUUUAUUGAUGAGAAUACUCUAAAAAAAGUUAUUUUUGUUCCAGAAGGUAAAGAAAUAGAGACAAUGAAAAAGUAUAUGCGUGAAGAAGAUAUUCCUGAUUUCGCUGGGGGUACGAGUAAGGCAUGGCGAAGAAAUGGUGGACGCAUUGGAUCAGCAGAUAGUGACAAAGUAUUCAAAGGGAAGACGAUUAUAAGUCCUGAGCUACAGAAUGGUCAAGAUGAAAGCGGAGAAUUGGAAUCUGAUCUUAUUUUGCAAGAUGAUGUUUCUGAUGAAAUCAGUCAAAAUGGAUCCUCAACAACCAAUGGUGGAAUGGAGGGAAAGAAUUCUCGGAGUGUGAGUCAAUAA
Messenger RNA from Trypanosoma theileri, 1185 nucleotides. Its product is annotated as cytosolic factor SEC14. The record is from RefSeq and is a predicted model, not a curated record. Bases 1 to 1185 code for a protein of 394 amino acids. The transcript has a single exon. Gene Ontology annotation, cellular component: cytoplasm. Lineage: Eukaryota; Euglenozoa; Kinetoplastea; Trypanosomatida; Trypanosomatidae.